UUAGUCGCUGGUGAAGCAAUGUUGAGAUAUAGGAGAAGCUAGAAUACUUCUUAUGUAAAAUAAAAAUUGAUACAGCGCCUCUAAAGUUACGGACAUCUCAAAGUGCUUCACAAAGUAAAGUGUGUGUGCGUGUAGGUGAAAUUCACCUGGUUAAGAUUCCGACUGAAAUUGUUAGCCAGUUAGCCUUGUACCUUGUCAAUAGUUUGUUGUGGUAUAUGGAUAUGCUGAGCUUCACAAUCACGUGUUCAAACAGAGGGAUUAAUCCAAUUUAUUGCUUGAUCGUUAGUGGGACCCUCUCCGUCAAAAAAGAAGGCACUGUUAAUGCUCAAAGUGGUAACUGAAUUUCUACUCUGGGCAUAUUUGUGCCUAGUUUUAUUGAAUGUUUACAUAAAUUAUCUUUUAUUUCAGAUAACCAUUUAACUGCGAGAAUGACGACAGCUUCUGUGUCUGAAACGUAUACGUCCGCUGAUGCUACAUGCAAAGUCUCGGUGGAGAAUGUCAGCCAGAAAUCAGGUGCCAAACCGUCGACAUCGCCAUCGGACAACUAUUACCUGGCUCGGAGACGCACCCUGCAGGUGGUGGUUAGCUCACUAUUAACCGAGGCAGGAUUUGAAGCCGCAGAGAAGGCAGCCAUUGAAACACUCACUGAAAUGCUGCAGAGCUACCUUUGUGAAAUCGGUCGAAGUGCUAAAGUAUAUUGCGAGCAUUCAGCAAGAACACAGCCAACCCUGUCGGACGUUGUGGUCACUUUGGCAGAAAUGGGUUUUAAUGUGGACACAGUUCAAGCUUAUGCCAAACGCUCUCAAAGGAUGGUUAUUACUGCUCCUCCUGUUACAAAUACUCCAGCAACACCCAGAGCGCUAUCCACCGGACAAAAAAGGCAACACCCCUCAUACAUCCCGAGCCAUUUUCCUGAGUUCCCAGAUCCUCACACUUACAUAAAGACCCCUACUAUCAGAGAGCCAGUCUCUGAUUACCAAGUGCUGAGGGAGAAGGCUGCCUCGCAGAGGAGAGAUGUGGAACGAGCUCUGACCAGGUUUAUGGCCAAGACCGGGGAAACGCAGAGCCUGUUUAAAGAUGAUGUUACAACAUUCCCCUUGAUUGCUGCACAGACUUCAACGAUUCCCUACCUGAACGCCUUGUUACCAUCUGAACUGGAGCUGCAGCAGAUGGAGGAGACCGAUUCCUCGGAACAGGACGAUCAGAAUGAUUCAGACAAUAUUGCACUAAAUAUGAAUCUAGAUGAAUUAUCCUCCGAGAAGGAGAACUCAGUGUUGCAACAAGGCUCAGGAUUAUCUAAUAGCAAGAACGGCGAGGACACAAUGAUUGACAAUCCUUAUCUGAGACCUGUCAAAAAGCCCAAGGUCCGCAGGAAGAAAUAAACUCCGGAGAAAGCGAAGAGACGCUUUCAGUAAAAUACCUUAAUCGAGCCAAUUAAACUGAAGAAAGCGAUUCCAAUUGGGAACUGCCCUUCUCUAUACAGUACGAGGAAAGGGAACUUUAAUCGUAAGGCAACUGGGAGACCAUGUUUGCCCUGAGAAAACGUCUUAAUUCAUUGUAAACUAGAUGCCUAAUAUAGGAAAGUUAAAUCUGUUACAACUCCUUACGAAUGGAGGGAAUUACAGUUUUGUUGUUUAAAAAUUUAACAUGCAUCGUUGAACAGCGUGUUGGGUGUCUGUACGCAAGAUCACACCUGGCAUAGAGAAUCACAUGCAAGUGCGUAUGCUGUUGUGACAGAAUGUAUUUUGCUCAAAUGUCAUACAAUUGACAAAGGCUGUUUAAUAGUGUGUUGCCUCUUGCCACGGAGAGUUAUCCAUUUUGUUCUUUCUCCUGAUCAUUGUGGAGUUUAUUUUAUAUCAAUAACGGACCCAAGGAAGGAGGUUGUAUGACAUCAUCUUUACGUGCAAUUCAAAUGUAAAGCUUAAGACUUUUUGAUAUUUUCUGCACUGUGCUUGCCCACACUACAGGAGCUUUAAAUAUUAUUAAAACUUUGCCCACCAAAUAUAUGUAGUGUAGCCGCUGUACAGUUCAUUGUAAAUAAAUAAUUCAGUUGGUUUUG
Callorhinchus milii (elephant shark) is the source of this 2059-nucleotide messenger RNA. RefSeq names its product TAF8 RNA polymerase II, TATA box binding protein (TBP)-associated factor (gene taf8). NCBI's taxonomy places the organism in Eukaryota, Metazoa, Chordata, Chondrichthyes, Chimaeriformes, Callorhinchidae. Gene Ontology annotation, cellular component: transcription factor TFIID complex. The record is from RefSeq and is marked provisional. Gene Ontology annotation, biological process: transcription initiation at RNA polymerase II promoter. Gene Ontology annotation, molecular function: protein heterodimerization activity.